AUGGCCAUGACGCCGUCCGAACAGAAGCGCAGCUCGACUGGCAGUCGCGUGUUGGGCAUGACGGGCCCAGCAGGCGAGCCCGGCCUGCCACCCUCGCGACCGUCGUCGAUUGCGACUGCCAAUUCGGGCAGCCAGAACAGAUGGUCCCAGGCCAGCCCUGCACGACGAGGCGGCGGCAUGAGCGUCGCCGGCAGUCUAGGACACAGCCGCCCAACGACGUCUGCCAGUAGAACCCAUGUUCCGCUGGCAGCCCACGGCUUCUUUCGCCCCAUGAGCUCGCAGCGUCUUCAACAACAACGCAACCAGCGCCCCAAUUCCCUCCUCGGCCACGGCUCGCUCUAUUCCGACGCUACACACGAAACGGGCAGCAAUCCGUACCGCCAGAGUACAGGCUCUACGCAAACAAUUCGGCACGGCGCCCCAACCCUGGGCCUCCAUCACGAGCUGGACCCGCAGCCUCCGCCGUCGCGCGGCACCGACAUCACCGAUAGAGACAUGCCCGACCGCACCACAGCCAACACCACGCCCACGGGCGCAGAAACAGUGCGCAGUCGAGGCGAGAGCAUCACUCCCCUGCAGCGACCCAGGCCUCAGCACCUGGAUCUCUCCAAUGUUCAUGGCCACGAUCCCGGCAAGCUCCCAACGCCCAGCAAAUCGCCCCGCUCUUUCGGUUCCAGCUUCAUGUUGUCCAGUCGCGACGGACGCUCAGCCCAAAUACGACCCCAUCAAGGACACGAGAAACUCACCUCUGCCGAGUCGUCACCCAGAAUAGCCCGCAAAGAAGCUACUAAGGAGGCAGUCAAGCGGGAGCUCGGCAGGAACUACCAGUACUUCUCUGGCAAUACCGCGUUUUGCUGGGGCGGUAGAUUACAAAAUACCCGCGACCGUCCAGUCAACGUCGCCACGGCAAUCCUCAUCAUCUUACCUGCUGGCCUUUUUUUCGGCUUCUCGGCCCCUUGGCUAUGGACCAACGUUUCUCCAUCGAUACCCAUCCUCUUUGCAUAUUUGCUUCUCGUCUCCAUCUCCUCUUUCCUUCAUGCUUCAGCUUCAGAUCCGGGCAUACUUCCGCGAAAUCUACAUCCAUUCCCCCCUCCUAAUCCUAAUGACGAUCCGCUCAGUCUCGGUCCGCCCACCACUGAGUGGACCAUGGUGGUCUCCGCAACCGGUACGAAUGCAGCUAUGGAGGUGCCGACGAAAUAUUGCAAGAGUUGCAACAUCUGGCGACCUCCACGUGCUCACCAUUGCCGUGUAUGUGACAAUUGCAUCGAGACGCAAGAUCACCAUUGCGUCUGGCUCAACAAUUGCGUGGGACGCCGCAACUACCGUUACUUCUUUGUCUUCGUGUGCGCCACCACGUUGCUAGGUCUUUUCCUCCUGGGCGCUAGUCUGGCACACAUACUAGUCUGGCGGGCGCAAACUGGAGCAUCCUUUGGCGAGGCCAUCGAUCGAUGGCGUGUACCCUUUGCCAUGUGUAUAUACGGACUCCUCGGGUGGUCAUAUCCCUUCAGUCUUGGCAUAUACCAUCUGUUCCUGGUUGGUAGGGGCGAAACGACACGUGAAUAUUUGAACUCACACAAGUUCCUCAAAAAGGAUCGGCAUAGGCCCUUCACGCAGGGCUCCGCGUUAAAAAACUGGGUUGCUGUAUUACAGCGACCACGCCCACCGACCUAUCUCCAUUUCAAGAGAAAGUACGAGGAGGGCGACCAAAGGUUUGGCUCGCGCAAAGACAAACGGACUGCGCCUCUAGUGCCAGAGCAACAGGGCGGCGGGGUGGAGAUGCAGGAUGUUAGUGGGUCUGGGGCAUUCCAGGGCCCAGCCAGUAGGUCAGGACGUGACGCUGCAGACGCGACUGUGGCAUGA
Molecule: messenger RNA, 1860 nt
Organism: Alternaria ethzedia
Lineage: Eukaryota; Fungi; Ascomycota; Dothideomycetes; Pleosporales; Pleosporaceae
Exons: 3
Coding region: 1-1860 (619 amino acids)
Biological process (GO): peptidyl-L-cysteine S-palmitoylation; protein targeting to membrane
Cellular component (GO): endoplasmic reticulum; Golgi apparatus
Molecular function (GO): protein-cysteine S-palmitoyltransferase activity
Source: RefSeq, a predicted model, not a curated record